This is a messenger RNA of Cuscuta europaea, 849 nucleotides long. The record is from the annotation of a GenBank genome assembly. NCBI's taxonomy places the organism in Eukaryota, Viridiplantae, Streptophyta, Magnoliopsida, Solanales, Convolvulaceae.
CAUUCUUCCUCUACUUUAUAUUUGAUUUUUUAGCAAUUUGUAAUACUACUUGAUAACAUGUCUUCACAAAAGAGGGGUUCUAAUUGGAGUUACAAUGAAGAUGUAUUCUUGUGUAACUCUUGGGUGUCUAUUUCUGAAGAUGGUGCAGUCGGAAUCAAUCAAGCGGGCGAUUCAUUCUGGUCCCGAGUUCACAUGUUGUUCUGUCAAAAAGCAAAUACGACAGUUCGAACUCGGGAGGCUGUUGAAUCACGGUUCAAAGUUAUCAAUCAUCAGUGUUCGUUAUCGAAGGGGAGUUUGCGAAAGACAUUUGCCGCAAAAACAAUAUUUGUAAAUGACAAUCAUAACAAGGCCUUUAAGUUUGACCAUGUUUGGCAUAUACUUCAAGCAUCUCCGAAGUGGUAUCAACAAUAUGAUACUACUCUCACUUUGAAGCAAGGGGAGCAAAUGGAAAAGAGAAGAGAGGAGAGGUAUGAGGCGGUGAAGGAGAAUGCUGAUGCGACUACAAGACUGAGACAUAUAGAUGUCGUAACCAUGGACCUAAGUCAGUACUCACCGAGGAAGCAAAAGUGGCUAAAAGAACAACAAAAUGCAAUUUUGGGCUAUGAUCAAGAUGCCCCGAGUACCGAUGUCGCCACUUCCGCGUCUGGGGAUGACUACUUUCCUAGAUUUUACUAGGGCAUGGAUGGUGUGGUCUUUCAGUUUUCUUUUUGUUAUUUAAAUCCAGUGUAUUUCAUUAAUUGUUUUUAUUAAAAAGUUUGAAUAAACCACCACUCGCCUUAUCCUAUCACAUCUAAUAAGUACCAACUUGGUUGUUCAUUGCACGUGUAAUUAGUAGCCACUUGCUAUGUC